UGCCGAUCUCUUCGUCUCACACAACACCUCUCCUUCCUCAGUUCCUCCUUCCCAACCCGUGUGCUUCACUGUGCCACCGCAGCCGCCGGCCAUGGCCUGCCUCACCGACCUCCUCAACCUCAACCUCUCCGACACCACCGAGAAGAUCAUCGCCGAGUACAUAUGGAUCGGUGGAUCUGGCAUGGAUCUAAGGAGCAAGGCCAGGACCCUCUCCGGCCCGGUGACCGAUCCCAGCAAGCUGCCCAAGUGGAACUACGACGGCUCCAGCACCGGCCAGGCCCCCGGCGAGGACAGUGAGGUCAUCCUGUACCCGCAGGCUAUCUUCAAGGACCCAUUCAGGAAGGGCAACAACAUCCUUGUCAUGUGCGAUUGCUACACCCCAGCUGGCGAGCCGAUUCCCACCAACAAGAGGCACAACGCUGCCAAGAUCUUCAGCAACCCUGAGGUUGCUGCUGAGGAGCCCUGGUAUGGUAUUGAGCAGGAGUACACCCUCCUGCAGAAGGACACCAACUGGCCCCUUGGGUGGCCUCUUGGUGGCUUCCCUGGUCCUCAGGGUCCUUACUACUGCAGUAUUGGCGCGGACAAGUCAUUUGGGCGUGACAUAGUUGACUCCCACUACAAGGCUUGCCUGUAUGCCGGCAUCAACAUCAGCGGCAUCAAUGGAGAAGUCAUGCCAGGACAGUGGGAGUUCCAAGUCGGCCCGACCGUCGGCAUUUCUGCCGGUGACCAGGUGUGGGUUGCCCGCUACAUUCUUGAGAGGAUCACCGAGAUCGCCGGCGUCGUCGUGACAUUCGACCCCAAGCCCAUCCCGGGUGACUGGAACGGUGCUGGUGCUCACUCAAACUACAGCACCAAGUCCAUGAGGAACGACGGUGGCUACGAGGUGAUCAAGGCCGCGAUCGAGAAGCUGAAGCUGCGGCACAAAGAGCACAUCGCAGCCUACGGCGAGGGCAACGAGCGCCGGCUCACCGGCAAGCACGAGACCGCCGACAUCAACACCUUCAGUUGGGGCGUGGCAAACCGUGGAGCGUCCGUGCGCGUUGGCCGGGAGACGGAGCAGAACCGCAAGGGCUACUUCGAGGACCGCCGGCCGGCGUCCAACAUGGACCCCUACGUCGUCACCUCCAUGAUCGCCGAGACUACCAUCGUCUGGAAGCCCUGAAGAGCGUUCCGGUCCUGUCCCUCCUCCAGCUCGCCGUAUCAUGUCAGUUGGUCCGGCGGUGCUGGCGAUUGCAUUCCUGCUAGGCUUUGGCGAAAAUUUCGUCUUGGAUUCAUGCAAGCGUCUCCUUUCCGUUCCGUUAUAUGCUGCUGCUGCUGCUACGUCUACUACAAUUUAGUUCGGUCUGGGUCUGGUCUUUUCACCUUGAGUGAUGAUGGUGGCGAGUGGUGUGCCAAAACAUUUGUUGCUUUGCCUCCGUUUGAUUGGGUGGUCUUGUGUAAUCCGAUAAUAAAAUGGCCGUAACACGCCGGUGGUACCUCAA
Phragmites australis (common reed) is the source of this 1481-nucleotide messenger RNA. Its product is annotated as glutamine synthetase cytosolic isozyme 1-1-like. The record is from RefSeq and is a predicted model, not a curated record. Gene Ontology annotation, molecular function: glutamine synthetase activity. Lineage: Eukaryota; Viridiplantae; Streptophyta; Magnoliopsida; Poales; Poaceae. The transcript is spliced from 11 exons. Gene Ontology annotation, cellular component: cytoplasm. Bases 92 to 1162 code for a protein of 356 amino acids.